Molecule: messenger RNA, 930 nt
Organism: Vigna unguiculata (cowpea)
Lineage: Eukaryota; Viridiplantae; Streptophyta; Magnoliopsida; Fabales; Fabaceae
Product: 1-aminocyclopropane-1-carboxylate oxidase homolog 1-like
Source: RefSeq, a predicted model, not a curated record
AUGCAGCCGGAGACGCGAUGGCGAAAGCGGCGGCCAACACCUCCAAACGCGACAGCGAGCGCGGCGGCCAACACCUCCAGACGCAAGAGGUUCGACAGCAAAAACGCGACUGAACGAAAUCAAAAUGGAAUAACCCUAAAUCGCGAAAAAAUUAGAGACAUAUUGCUGGAUUACAGGAAAUACAUAAUGAAGCUUGGGAUUUUACUGCUUGAGUUGUUUUCAGAAGCUUUGGGUCUGAAUCCAAACUAUCUCAAAGAUAUGGGAUGUGCUGGGAAAGUGUUUGGUCUUUGCCAUUAUUACCCUGCAUGUCCUGAACCAGAUUUGACCAUGGGAACCACCAUGCAUUCUGACUAUGGUUUCUUCACAAUCCUUCUCCAGGAUCAUAUUGGUGGUCUCCAAGUAAGAUGCAAUGACAAGUGGAUUGAUAUAAACCCUGUACCUGGUGCUUUGGUCAUUAAUAUUGGAGACCUUUUGCAGUUUAUAACAAAUGAUAGAUUGAAGAGUGCUGAACACAGAGUGCUUUCAAAUCAUGUUGGUCCAAGAAUCUCUGUUGCAUGUUUUUUCAACCCAAGUGCUGAGGCAUCCUCAAAGCUUUUUGGACCUAUAAAGGAACUGUUAUCUGAAGACAAUCCUCCCAAAUAUAGGGAAACUACAUAUGCUGACUAUGAAGCCUUCUUUUAUGCAAAAGGACUUGAUGGUACCAGUGCUCUUGCACCCUACAAGAUUUGAACUGUGAAAAUGUAUCAGAAGCUACACCUUACAAGAUGUGAACCAGGAAAUGUAUCAGAAACAAAUAAGUUAGCAUAAAUAAAAAUGAUUGCUGAAUCUGAUAUGACUUUAUGACAGCAGGGUAUGCAGGUAAGUUGUGUAUACAUAUAAUGUGUUCGAUUUUUUCAUCCAAAUAGUAUAUUUGGAUUUAAAAUUUACUCA